AUGAGCCUCUCCAUGCCUCGCCCCUCCCCGCCCUUGUCCCCCCUCAGUGCACGCACCCGCCUGCGCCUGCGAUCCGAAGCCGCGUGCUACCCUCGAAUCUCUACACCGUUGAUGUUGACAUUCACGCUCCUGCCUUCGAGUCCAUCCCAUGCUCGUGCGUCGCCUGGACCCUCCACGCUGCCCCGCUCUCGUCGCACUUGUGCUCAGCGCCCGCACACAAAUUAUCGCGAAGAGAAUGCCACGCACGCUUCAUCAAUCCCGCCUCUGAUGCGUGCACAUGCGACCCCUCAACGCCACGCACCCGCCUUCGCCUGCGACCCACAUCCGCCCGCACGCGUCCUAUCGAUCCCACACCCGUCUCCUCUAACACAUGCCCGCCCGCCGCCGAGUGCCUUUAACCCCCUCGACCACUUGGGCCCACGCAUUUAUCCUCGCCUGCGACCAACAUCUGCGCCCACACGUCUCUUCCAGCCCCGCAUACACGACCUCUCGGCCCCUCCUCUCGUCGACCCUCAUUCAUUCCUCCAUCGUCCUGCCUCGUUGCCAAGACCUCACACUCCACCCCGCGCACGCUCGACCUCUCUUUCGUCAACCGUCCCGCCCUCGACCUAG
Molecule: messenger RNA, 612 nt
Organism: Heterobasidion irregulare TC 32-1
Lineage: Eukaryota; Fungi; Basidiomycota; Agaricomycetes; Russulales; Bondarzewiaceae
Exons: 4
Coding region: 1-612 (203 amino acids)
Source: RefSeq, a predicted model, not a curated record